CCCUUGGAUUCCGAAACCAGUCGUAUACAAAGAGGACACGUCGGCAGAGGUAAAAAGGCGCAAAACACUAAAACCCCCGACCAAACCUUUCGACGUAAUAAAUAAAUAAAAAUAUUCAAUCUUCUCUCUUCUUCUUAUUAUUUUUGUUACCAAAUAAAACAUUGGGGAUUUCCCUCAUCAUAUCUUGCAACCCGGGAUUUCUAGGGUUUCUGGUUCGAUCGAUUUCUCGAUUUCUCGGUCGCGGGUGUUCGCCGCUCCUCGCUCACGAACGCCGCUGGCUGUUUCCGAUUUGUCGGUUUCCUUCCGAUCUCUCUGUACAACUCUGAAAUGUGACGGAUAUUGGUUUGUUACUCUGAAUUGAUGAGGAAGAAGAGGAAAGGCGGUGAGGCUGACCCGUACCCAGAUCCAUUGGAAGAUGUGACAUCACAGGCGGAAGAUGUGACAUCGAAGUCGUGCAACUCUAGAUCAUCGGCCCUUACAUCGCAUUAUUCUCUAGAGGAUUUUACAAGGUUGAAGAAGCGGUGCAAAGAAGAUGAUGCUAGCACUGAACCUGUGGUGUCGCAUACAAGUAGGCUUGCAGGCAUUGCCACUGCUCCGCCAUGUGGAACUUCGUCUUUGGUUGCACCCGGAAGAGGUAUCAAGAGGAAGAUAGGGUGUAUAGAUGUUGCUACCCAGAUGGGUAGGAAGAAUAAGAUUGAAGAAGAUUAUGUUUCGGGUGAAACACUUGGGCAUGGAAAGUUUGGGUCGGUUUGGUUGUGUCAGUCCCGGGUUAGUGGUGCAGAGUAUGCAUGUAAGACUCUGAAGAAAGGGGAGGAGACUGUUCAUAGGGAGGUGGAGAUAAUGCAGCAUUUGUCUGGUCAUCCAGGGGUUGUGACAUUGCAGGCUGUGUAUGAGGAGUCGAAUUGUUUUCAUCUUGUGAUGGAGUUGUGUUCUGGAGGGCGCCUAAUUGAUCAAAUGAUUCAGGAGGUUCAGUAUUCAGAGCAACGGGCUGCUAAUAUAUUCAAGGAAGUAAUGCUAGUUAUCAAGUACUGUCAUGAUAUGGGGGUAGUGCACAGAGACAUAAAGCCAGAGAACAUACUUCUCACAAAAGCAGGAAAAAUAAAGCUUGCAGAUUUUGGGCUGGCUAUGAGAAUAUCAAAUGGUCAAAAUCUGACUGGUUUGGCUGGCAGUCCAGCUUAUGUUGCACCAGAAGUUUUGCUAGGAAAGUAUUCUGAGAAGGUGGACGUCUGGAGUGCUGGUGUCCUCCUCCACGCACUCUUGGUUGGCAUUCUUCCAUUUCAAGGAGACUCCCUAGAAGCAGUUUUUGAGGCAAUUAAGAACGUGAAACUUGAUUUCCAUUCAGGCAUAUGGGAGUCAAUUUCGAAACCUGCUCGGGAUCUUAUUGGGAGAAUGCUGACAAGGGAUGUUUCAGUACGGAUAACAGCAGAUGAAGUACUAAGGCAUCCAUGGAUAUUGUUUUAUACUGAGCGAACACUAAAGGCACUAACCAUUAAAUCAAGAUUGAAGAACCCAGCAGGAGAACCUUCUCGCCAGCUUGUCAUUCCACCCAGACUCAAGGCAUGUCUAAACCAGUCAGAAGAUGGCUCUCUCAGUGAAACUUCAGGUCUCCCUUCAUCUUCUGAUAGCUGCAAGUCAGAAGAUGGGGGCGAUUCUGGUUUAGUGGACGCACUUGCCACUGCAGUUUCACAUGUGAGAAUUUCUGAGCCAAAACGGAGCAGGGUGUGUGGUCCAACAGGUCGUCCAAUCGAGCAGCAGUGUUCAUCUAACAUGAAAGCUAACAACCUCUGUAAAGCGUUUUGACCCUGGUGACAACCUGACACCUUCAAUAUCAUUAUCUCCACUGUUUUUAAGCUGGGGAAUUGAAAGUAACCUCCCGGGUAAUUUUCAGUGAGCAAAGAUAACAACUUGACAUAAGUCGACUGGAUCGAGGUAGUAGUUUGGGUGUCGUUUACAUAUUGCCUGUGAAAUCUCGCUACAACUCUUCUUUCUCUUUCAUAUUUCUUUCCUUCAACCUAAUAAUGAUUCUAACCUGAUGAAGUGAGAGAAUCCAUGUACAGAAUGAAUGUGUAAAUAGGAUGCUGCAUUGUAUUUUGAUAUGUUUGAAAAAGUGUGUUUUCUUGAGCAA
This is a messenger RNA of Pyrus x bretschneideri (Chinese white pear), 2125 nucleotides long. RefSeq names its product serine/threonine-protein kinase PEPKR2. The record is from RefSeq and is a predicted model, not a curated record. Gene Ontology annotation, biological process: peptidyl-serine phosphorylation; protein autophosphorylation; intracellular signal transduction. Gene Ontology annotation, molecular function: ATP binding; calcium/calmodulin-dependent protein kinase activity; calcium-dependent protein serine/threonine kinase activity. NCBI's taxonomy places the organism in Eukaryota, Viridiplantae, Streptophyta, Magnoliopsida, Rosales, Rosaceae. Gene Ontology annotation, cellular component: cytoplasm; nucleus.